AGAGCCCAGCUUUGUCCGAUCACGUUAGGGCGUGGCCGAUCAGAAUUAUACGCCCCGUCAGCGUACAGCUGCAGGCGGCAUCUCAUCCCCUCGUUUCUCUUCCGCUCGCUCUCAUCGUCCAAUCUCGCAAACGAUCGCGUUGUGAUCGUCUGCGCAGCCUUUUCCUCGUUGCUUUCCGCCGAGUCGUGCGACCGUCCAUUUUCCAACCAUGGACGAAAAUCUGUACGACGAGUUCGGAAACUACAUCGGACCGGAGAUCGCGUCCGAUGAGGAAGAGGAAGAGGAAGAGGAGGAUCAGGGCCAGGAAUUAGCAGACGGCGAAGGCGGAGCAGGAGGGGAGAUGAUCGGAAUGGACGAAGAUGACGAGGAGCCGGAUAACGAGGGAGCGGUGGUGCUUGCUGAAGAUAAGAAGUAUUAUCCAACGGCGGUGGAGGUAUACGGAGAGGACGUCGAAACCCUAGUCGAGGACGAGGACGCUCAGCCGUUAGAGGAGCCGAUCGUCAAGCCGGUCCGGCAGUUCAAAUUCGAGGUGGCGUCGAAAGGCGUGCUGGCGACGUACGUGUCGACCGAGUUCACCGUCGGAUUGAUGAAAAAUCCGACACUGGUCCGAAACGUCGCUCUAGCCGGCCACCUCCACGCGGGAAAAACCCUCCUGAUGGACAUGCUGGUCGAAGCCACCCAUCCUGACGUCAUCACAUUAAAUCCCGAGAGCCAGCGGCAUAUGAGGUUCACAGACACGCGCGUGGACGAGCAGCAGCGGAUGAUCAGCAUUAAAGCCGUUCCCAUGUCGCUGGUUCUGGAGGAUUCCGCGGGGAAGUCGUUUCUGUGCAAUGUGGUGGACACGCCCGGGCAUGUGAACUUUUCGGAUGAGAUGACGGCCGGGAUGCGCCUGGCGGAUGGGGUGGUGCUGGUCGUGGACGCCGUGGAAGGGGUCAUGGUGAACACGGAGCGAGCACUGAAGCAUGCGUUGCAGCAGGGUCUGGCCAUCACGCUCUGCAUCAACAAGGUGGAUCGUUUGAUAACAGAGCUGAAGCUGCCUCCCCCAGACGCCUACCACAAGCUGCGCCACACCCUAGAGGAAGUCAACGCCCUCAUCGCCUCCUACGCUCCCCCCGCCAUAGCCGCCCGAACCUCCGGCUCAGGCUCGGCAGUCGCCGCAGCUGCCAUGCCUUCCGAGGCUCCCCAGCUCGACCCGGUCCUAGGGAACGUCUGCUUUGCUUCGGCAGCUGCAGGCUGGUCGUUCACCCUCCUUUCCUUCGCCCGGCUUUACACCCAAACCCACGGGGUUAAUUUCGAUCCUGACCAGCUGGCGAAGCGGCUGUGGGGUGACCUGUACUACCACCCCGACACCAGAUCCUUCCGAAGGAAGCCGCCCGCAGGUGGCGGCGAGCGGACGUUUGUGACGUUUGUCCUGGAGCCACUGUACAAGCUGUACUCUCAGGUGGUGGGGGAGCAUAAGAAAAGCGUGGAAGCCACUCUAGGCGAGCUGGGGGUGUCCCUCCGUCCGUCUACCUACAAAAUGAACGUUAAACCGCUGCUGAAGGCUGCUAUAGGGGCUGUUCUAGGGGGUGGGGUGGGGGGUUUGGCUGAUAUGAUUAUCCGGCAUUUGCCCUCGGCGAAAGCUGCUGCUCCUGUGAAGGUGCAGACGACGUACACUGGCCCUCUGGUGGGGAAACGAGCGGCUGCGAUGCUGUCCUGCAGCGCGAAGCGACGAGGGCCGUUGAUGGUGCACGUGACGAAGCUGUACCCGAAGCCGGACUGCUCGGCUUUUGACGCCCUCGGGAGGGUGAUGUGUGGAACGCUGAGGACCGGGCAGACGGUUAGGGUUUUGGGCGAGGCUUAUUCGCCGGACGAUGAGGAGGAUAUGUCUGUGAAGGUGGUUACUAAGUUGUGGCUGUACCAGGGCAGGUACAGGGUUCCGAUUUCGUCCGCUCCGGCCGGCUCUUGGGUGCUUAUAGAGGGAGUGGACGCGUCUAUAACGAAGACGGCUACUCUUUGUGAGGAAUUCGGGCAGCAAGGGGGGUACGGGGGCGCGGAGGAGGACGAGGAGGAGGAGGCUGGGGGGAAAAAGGGAGGAGCGGGGCGGUGGGGGGGAGGAGGGGAGGAGGAGGAGGAGGAGGAGGAGGAUGAUGAGGAUGUGUUUAUCUUCUCUCCAUUGAAAUUCAACACGGUGUCGGUGGUCAAAGUGGCCACGGAGCCCCUGAACCCCUCGGAGCUGCCCAAGAUGGUGGAGGGGCUGCGGAAGAUCAGCAAGAGCUACCCACUGGCUGUCACCCGGGUGGAGGAGUCGGGCGAGCACACGGUGCUGGGCACAGGCGAGCUGUUCUUGGAUUCCGUUAUGAAGGACCUCAGGGAUUUAUUCUCUGAAGUCGAAGUGAAGGUGGCUGAUCCUGUGGUGUCGUUUUGCGAAACUGUGGUGGAAACGUCCUCCCUCAAGUGCUUUGCUGAGACGCCCAACAAGAAGAACAAGAUCACCAUGAUUGCAGAGCCCAUGGAGAAGGGCCUGGCAGAGGAUCUAGAAAGCGGUGCAGUGUCCCUGGACUGGCCCAAGAAGCGCAUGGCGGAAUUCUUCCAGACGAAAUACGACUGGGACUUGCUGGCAGCACGUUCCAUCUGGGCCUUUGGCCCUGACAGACAGGGGCCCAACAUCCUGGUGGACGACACUCUCCCCAGCGAGGUGGACAAGAACCUGCUGUCUGCAAUCAAAGAAUCGGUGAUCCAAGGGUUCCAGUGGGGAGCAAGGGAAGGUCCUCUGUGCGAUGAGCCAAUGAGAAACGUCCGUUUCAGACUCCUAGACGCACUGGUGGCGCCCGACCCCCUGCAGCGGGGGGGUGGCCAGGUCAUCCCGACGUCCCGCCGUGUGGCAUAUUCGGCUUUCCUCAUGGCCUCGCCUCGCCUCAUGGAGCCCGUGUACUUCGUUGAGAUCCAGACCCCUGCGGACUGCAUGUCAGCCAUCUACACUGUCUUAUCUCGCCGUCGAGGCCAUGUGACAGGCGAUGCUGCUAAGGCCGGCACGCCUGCCUACAUUGUCAAGGCGAUCCUCCCAGUGGUUGAGUCCUUUGGCUUCGAGACUGAUCUGCGCUAUCACACGCAGGGGCAGGCCUUCUGUGUGUCUGUCUUCGACCACUGGGCCGUCGUGCCCGGUGACCCUCUCGACAAGAGUGUGGUGCUGCACCCUCUGGAGCCGGCCCCUGCCCAGCAUUUGGCCCGCGAGUUCAUGGUCAAGACCAGAAGACGCAAGGGCAUGAGCGAGGAUGUGAGCAUCAACAAGUUCUUCGACGAUCCUAUGCUCUUGGAGCUCGCCCGACAAGACGCAGAGCUGCAGCAAAUCCUCUGAGCACCAACGUGGUUGGUUUGUCAAUUUCUAAGAGAAUGUCACGCCGCCCGUGACUGCAUAACGUUGCUACCAGGCCCCUAGAUAUCAGACUUAUUACGCUGAUUCAGCCUUUUUCGAGGGAUUUCCGUGGUAGCAAGGCUUUUUGGCUGGGUUUUUUUUGUUGGUCAAUGCUGGAAAAUCAUCUCUUUUUUUAAGCCGAUAUCUGUAAUUUCAGUG
Closterium sp. NIES-67 is the source of this 3553-nucleotide messenger RNA. The record is from the annotation of a GenBank genome assembly. Lineage: Eukaryota; Viridiplantae; Streptophyta; Zygnematophyceae; Desmidiales; Closteriaceae.